Dovyalis caffra is the source of this 303-nucleotide messenger RNA. NCBI's taxonomy places the organism in Eukaryota, Viridiplantae, Streptophyta, Magnoliopsida, Malpighiales, Salicaceae. The record is from the annotation of a GenBank genome assembly.
AUGGGUCUUUUCCUUGAGGAGGCUGCCUGUGGCUUCACAAGGAUUGCCUACAAUUCUUUGAUUUUUUUUCGUCUGUUUUCUCCUUCUUCAACAUCAUCAGAACCCAGAAGAAUCCAAGAAAUUAAAAGCUUCCCUGACGCUACGCCAGAUGGACAGCACCAAGAAGAGCAGUAUCUUCCAUCACUAAAUGACAUUUCCUACCGUUUUGUGGGUGGGAGACUGCCAAGGACUAAUUUGUACGAAGGAAAGACAGUUGCUUGCUUAGUUUCAUCCAUUCUUGAUGCUGGUGGUAUAGCCAAGUGA